Messenger RNA from Osmerus eperlanus (European smelt), 623 nucleotides. Its product is annotated as lymphocyte antigen 6D-like. Bases 28 to 312 code for a protein of 94 amino acids. NCBI's taxonomy places the organism in Eukaryota, Metazoa, Chordata, Actinopteri, Osmeriformes, Osmeridae. The record is from RefSeq and is a predicted model, not a curated record. The transcript has 4 exons.
UUGGAUGACAAGGUGACACCAAGAGCAAUGAAUUCUUUCACACUAACCCUGACUGUGCUCAUAGCAACAUUCUCUGCUGCGCAGGCGCUGAGAUGUCACACCUGCACCAGCAUCCACCCGGACCAGCCGUCCUGUGCCAAGUCAGAGGUGACGGAGGAGGAAUGUGGAGGGAUUUUCACUUACUGCGCCAAAAUUAAGAUGCACGCGCCAGCUUACGGUGAGGUUUUAAAAUGUGCAACGGAGCGCGAGUGUAACAGCGCCAUCCCGCCCCAGGUGGAGCGAAGCUGCUGCACCACGGAUCUGUGUAACUAGCCAGGCGCCGCCUCCACCGCCUGCUGCCCGCCUGGGCUGCUGUUAUCUUUGAACACGAUCACAUGUAGUUGUUUGGAAAGGAUUUGUACUUGACUUGGCAUUCCUCAGUGAACUGAAAUUAGAAUCAGAUUAAUGCUUUGCUACUGAACUUAAUUAAAAUAAAAAAUACAUACAUUUUGUUACUAAAAAUGAAUUAAAAUCAACAUAUAUCAUAUUACUGCAUUGUUGGGACUGGCGAUUAUGAAUGUUCUGGGAAAAAAAUCGACAUUAUUGUCAGUCAAGACCGUUUCAAUAAAAGCAGUUCAGAAACA